Molecule: messenger RNA, 988 nt
Organism: Mauremys reevesii (Reeves's turtle)
Lineage: Eukaryota; Metazoa; Chordata; Testudines; Geoemydidae
Gene: OLIG2
Product: oligodendrocyte transcription factor 2
Exons: 2
Coding region: 100-978 (292 amino acids)
Biological process (GO): regulation of DNA-templated transcription; oligodendrocyte differentiation; neuron differentiation
Molecular function (GO): DNA-binding transcription factor activity; protein dimerization activity
Source: RefSeq, a predicted model, not a curated record
UGUGACAACCACCAGCGGCGCUGGAGCGGGUCCGGCCUGCCAAAGGGAUCGCUCUGCAAACAGCAGCCUGGUGCGCGGCGCUCUCCCCUCGCCGGGGACAUGGACUCCGACGCUAGCCUGGUAUCCAGCAGACCUUCCUCUCCGGAGCCCGAUGACCUCUUCCUCUCUGCCAGGAAUAAAGGCAGCAGCGGGGGCUUCUCGGGAGGCACAGUGUCCAGCUCCACCCAGAGCGACUCCCCUCCGGAGCUGAGCGCCGAGCUGCGCAGCGCCAUGAGCGCGGCCGGGGUGGUGGUGGUGGACAAGCUGGGCUUCAAGUCUUCCUCGUCCUCCUCCUCGUCCUCCUCUUCCUCCUCCUCCAAGAAGGACAAGAAGCAGAUGACGGAGCCCGAGCUGCAGCAGCUGCGGCUGAAGAUCAACAGCCGGGAGCGCAAGCGGAUGCACGACCUGAACAUCGCCAUGGACGGGCUGCGGGAGGUGAUGCCCUACGCGCACGGGCCCUCGGUGCGCAAGCUCUCCAAGAUCGCCACGCUGCUGCUGGCGCGCAACUACAUCCUCAUGCUCACCAACUCGCUGGAGGAGAUGAAGCGCCUGGUCAGCGAGAUCUACGGCGGCCAUCACGCCGGCUUCCACCCCUCCGCCUGCCCGGGGGGCAUGGCCGCCCACUCCGCCCCGCUGCCGGGGCACCCCGGGCAUCCCGCCUCCCACCCCGUGCACCACCCCAUCCUGCCACCCGCUGCCGUCUCCAGCGCCUCCUUGCCCGGAUCCGGCCUCUCCGCAGUCAGCUCCAUCCGACCCCCGCAUGGGCUCCUCAAGUCGCCUUCGGCCGCCGCCGCCUCGGCCCCACUGGGCAGCAGCUUCCAGCACUGGGGAGGGAUGCCCUGCCCGUGCAGCAUGUGCCAGGUGCCCGCACCGCCUCACCACCACGUCUCCAGCAUGAGCACAGCCAGCCUGCCCAGAUUAACCACCGACACCAAAUGAACCCCCGGGG